Messenger RNA from Nerophis ophidion (straightnose pipefish), 4900 nucleotides. RefSeq names its product pleckstrin homology domain containing, family A (phosphoinositide binding specific) member 8 (gene plekha8). The coding region runs from base 184 to 1800 and encodes 538 amino acids. The record is from RefSeq and is a predicted model, not a curated record. The transcript has 13 exons. Gene Ontology annotation, molecular function: ceramide 1-phosphate transfer activity; ceramide 1-phosphate binding. Gene Ontology annotation, biological process: receptor recycling; ceramide transport; intermembrane lipid transfer. Lineage: Eukaryota; Metazoa; Chordata; Actinopteri; Syngnathiformes; Syngnathidae. Gene Ontology annotation, cellular component: trans-Golgi network; early endosome; cytosol.
UGUGAGCGUUUAGAGGCGCAUUCUAGAAAAUGUUUACGCACUUUCUCCAACGUAGACAGAAUGCAUAUCCAUGUACAAUACUCUGAAAGUCUAACUCGCGGCGGCGGAUGGAGUCGCUGCAGUCAGCUGCGCGUUUAAUCUUAUCAUGGUAAACAAGUAAUGAAUGGCACACAUAUUUAAACAAUGGAGGGGAUUCUAUUCAAGUGGACCAAUUACAUAAGCGGGUGGCAACCUCGCUGGUUUGUGCUGGAUGGAGGAACUCUGUCCUACUACGACUCUCAAGAGGAUGCUUGGAAAGGCUGCAAGGGGAGCCUUAAAAUUUCUGUUUGUGAAAUUCAAGUUCACUCAACUGACUCCACACGGCUUGACCUGACCAUACCUGGAGAGCAGCACUUCUACCUAAGAGCCAUCAAUGCGGCAGAGAGGCAAAAAUGGCUGGUAGCUCUGGGAACAGCAAAAGCUUGUUUGACUGACAACAGAACAAAGAGAGAGAAGGAACUCCAGGAGAACACAGAAGCGCUAAAGACAAAGAUGUCAGAGCUCCGAUUGUACUGUGACCUUCUUCUGCAACAAGUCAAUAAAAUAAAGGACGGUGAUGAGCUCGGCGACGCAGCAGACACAUCAUCAGGUGCAGACACAGGAGACCUGGUGAAGUCGACGUGUACCACUUUCCUCAUGACACUGGAAGAGUGCAUGCUGAUUGCACAUCGUACUUUCGCAACAGAUAUGUCCAAACUGAGCCCACCGGCGUCUCCUCCAGUCGCUGCCAUUAAACCCCAAAAGAUGAGACCUGUCAAUCAUUUAAAUCAGCACCUUGGAGAUAAGUGGGGAGAUUUAUCUGUAACAGACACCCUCAGCUUUGAGUCUGGUGCAGAAGGACCAGAAGAACCAGACAGACCAGUGAACCAUUCCUCCCCUUCACAACUUUUUACCGCCAAUGGCUCCAUCCGGCAGGAGCAGGUUGCAUCCCAGAAUACCUCUCAGGCCGAAAGCUCCCACACGGCAACAGAAGAUGGAGAUGGGGAACAAGAAGGAGAGCAAAUGAAGCUCGAAAGGGACCAAAGCUCCGACGACGCCGUGCCGUCUCAACAGGAAGCAGUAUCUGAUGGAGACAAGAGUAAGAUUUUGAAGGACCCCACAGAGCCUGGAGACGACGAGUCGGUGGAGACAUUUUUCAGCACAAUGGGUCACAGAUUUAGUGACUUAAAGCUGGAUGACGACAAUGGUAUCCCCACACAAGCGUUUUUGGACUCAUGCUAUGCAAUAGUGCCGGUAUUAGACAAGCUGGGCCCGACUGUAUUUGCUCCGGUCAAAAUGGACUUUGUGGGAAACAUCAAAAAAAUUCAGCAGAAGCAGAUGUCGAACCCCGACAGCUUCUCCACGCUGCAGGGCAUCGUACUGCAUGAGGUGCACGCCGAGGUGGCUCAGGUACGCAACUCGGCUACCGAGGCUCUGCUGUGGCUCAGACGUGGCCUCAAAUUCCUGAAGGAGUUCUUGUCUGAGAUCAAUGCUGGACAACAAGACAUCCACGGAGCCCUCAAUCAAGCGUAUGGGAAAACUCUUCGGCAAUAUCAUGGAUGGGUUGUUCGUGGCGUGUUUGCGUUGGCACUAAGAGCCGCUCCGUCCUACCAGAGCUUCACUGCUGCUUUAGUGUCGACAGAAGGCGACGAGCUGAAGAGCAGCUUCAUCAGCGGCGUGCACAGAGACCUCGACAUCUACCUGCCCGCCAUGGAGAGACAGCUGGCCAUCUUGGACGCCCUCUAUGACGAACACAACCUGGAGUCUGACGAGGUAGUGUGAACUUUUUAACACUAGAUCUGCACUAGGAAGGAUGAAGGAACACGCUGAUUGUAACACGACUACUAAAGUGUGUUCGAAACUCUGCAAAGGUUCUAAGACAGAACAAAGUGUACUUUCUAGACUGACAUCUAACAUUGCAAAUGUUAACGUGUCAUCUGUACAUGUACUGUAUAUGUACAGAAGAGCUUCUCACUUCGAUGUGUUCAUGAGGCAGAAUGUCCAUCAAAAAGAACCUUUUAAUGCCAUUAUUUCCACUUGUAUUCUUACAACUAACCUGCUCAUCUUGCACUUCAUAUUCUGUUAAGAACUACAGUGUGUAUAUUUUAAAGACUUAAGCGUUAAAUAUCAUACUCAUUUGUUACGUGUAACAAAAAACGGCAGCUUCCCAAAAACCUUUUCUUGUUUUACUUUUGUUGAUUUGCACACAAAACAAUGUGUCUUUGGAGGUCAGCCACAAAUACAUUUGGCGUUACUUGUUAGGUGGCGCUUUUCAUGGUAAACUCUGCUUUUUGAUACAGCAUAUAGGACUCGAAAGGGCACGUGAUUUGGCAAUGCAUUGUGGGGCCGUGGUUGCUAUCUAUGUUGGCUAAAGAUUUUGUUUACAUGGCUGCACAAGAGAGCAACAAACUGGAUUAAAAUACAAAAGAAAAAAAUCAAGGGACCGUACACAGACAAAAUGGAUCCUGUUCCAAAGUCUCUCUACCUCGAAAGAAUAAGUAAAAUUGGUGAAAUUGCUUGAUGGGACGAGCCUGUCCAAAGGACGAGAUUUUUUUCAUAAGCAUGUUUCCAUGGAAAAAAACCUGCUUCAUUUUUGUCCUUACUAAUGACUAGGGAUGUAACGAUAAACUGUAUUAUUGAUAACCGUGGUAAAACUCCCCGUUGUUACUAUUACCGUUUUAAAUUAAAAUAAUGGAAAAACCCUUAGUGAUAACUGCACUUAGUUAAACUCAAGGACUGAGUGGCGCUGGCUCGCUAUCUUAAAUGAUGACAUGAACAUAAGAAACAUUAACAUCUUUCCCCAUCAAAAAAGGACAUACUCCAAUCUAAAUGUAUACAAACACAUUACUGUCUGAGCAACUCAGAUUUUAAUUUGUGUUCAUUAAACUUACAAGCUGUGCUCUCUUAGAACAGAUUGAUCGUUCAAUCCAAGACAAAGGUGUUUUUAUGGUGCAUUCAAGGACCCCUGAACAGACUAGGACGGCACAACGCCAGCCAGAAAUAAUACAUAGUAAUAGAUUAUAUUUGUAAUGCAGAUUUCAUUUAAAUAAAUCAUAAAGUGCGGAAGUACAAACUUUAAAAAUGUAAAACUAUAAAUGUUAAGCCAUUAAAAAGGAUCAAAUACUAAGUCUAAAACAAUAUCAGUGAGGCAUAAGAAACAAAAAACAUGUAAAAUAGUGGCUUUUCUAAUUGUGUGUCUAUUUAUUUUAGUUUAUUUUAAUCACAGAACAGAUUUAUCAGUAUAUGUAAUAUAGUUUAUUUUUAGUUAUUUAAAUAAAUUGCUCUAAAUAUUUCAGUGUAUGUAUAAAUACUUUUUAGCACAUUCAACAAUACCACAUUAAUAAUAAUAAUAAUAAUCGUGAUAUGACAUUUUCAUAUUGUUACAUCCCUACCCAUGACUAAAAGUAAACAGACAACACGCUUUUUUCUAAAAUGGUGUACAUUGUUUGUAGCCCCCAGCUAGCUGGGCUAAUGCUAACAGCCUAGUAAAUGCUACGUGUGAAACAAAAUAUCACAGGCUUUGAUUCAAACUUAACUAAAAAUUCCGUGAACACACCAGGAGUGGCGUUAAAAGUAAUGUUUGGUCGUCUCUUUGUUAGCUCAUUAAUCCAGAGUUUCUUGGCUUUGCCUUCACUAUUACUAGUUCUGUCCUAAAGGUUGAAGGUGAGAUAUAUUCUGCAUGCUUUGACGGGGAAUAAGUAGUGCCAUUUGUCUCUCGACCCGACUGGUCGAGACAGACGACCACCCCACCGAGCCUAGGUUCUGUCCAAGGUUGCUUACUAUAGGGGCGUUUUCUCUUUGCCUCUUUUGCCAAAUGCUUGCUCAUGUGGGGUUCGGUUGUUUUUUUCUUUCUGUCUUUUUUUUUUCUGUUUGGAAUGUUGCUUAUGGCAAAUGGUUGGGACCAGACAAGCCUUGCUUCUUCCCACUCCCUUUGGACUGUUGGUCACUUGAGUAAAAGUGUGUCUAGCAAGAUUUUAAAAUGUUCCAAAUACAAAAAAAAUUCUAGAUUGAAUUGACUUUAAUCUGGUGGACAAAUAUACCGGUAAACGUUUAAAAUUGACAGCCAGUAGUCUAACUUGAAAUUUGAAUAUAAAGGACUGACUGAAUCUGUAUUAAGUUAUAAUGUGGUAUCAAAACCAGUGUUUUUAAUUUCCUUUUUUUUUUAAGUCACAUGGAACAAAGUUUUCAUUUUUUAUUUAGCGUUACUAUUUGAAGCCAAUUUAAGGAACACAGAAAGACAUUCUAAAAUUGUAUUAAUUAAUCUGCCUAUUUUUAAACAAUAGCCAAAACGAAUCAACUGAACAUGUAUUUUUCGGAACUCUUGAAUGCGACCCAAAAGUCGCAACAACACUUCAGGGUUUCAAUAUUCCUGUAGAAUACAAGCCAUUUUUAUUUUUUAAUGUUUUAACUUAUAAAGUGUACCCUCGCUUGUCUUCUUGUCUACUUCAUAGUUUCACUGGCAGCAUUAUUAUCAAGGUUGCCAUUGUAAACCACCUUUAACUAAUUAACGUUUGCGUUUUUUUCCACUGUCAAACAAUUUGUGUGGUUUGGGACUGACCAAAAUAAAUGAAACAAAAGUGGUGCCAAAUCAACAUCUCCUUUAGCGAGACAGAGCUUCCUGUCACUCAAACACACCAGUCACCCACUGGAAACGGAAUUAUGAUGCAAGCUUUAUUAGGAAGAUCAAUAUGAAUCAGUCAAAAUGUUAUUUUUUUAAAGAGCAAACAGUCAAACAUUGUUUUCAGAAUUGCAUUUUUGCUCAUCCUUGAAGAAUGCAUUUGGUAAGGCCUUGCACAAUGAAGUGGAAAAUACUCACAUUUGAUUGUUUUCUAUAAUUGUAUCAUGAUAAUGAUUUGUACUAAAUAAAUGACUUUGAGUUGUC